AUGUAUGCACCAAAGAAUGUGUGUGAUCCUUCGAGCUCUGGAAUGGCACCCGCUCGUCCUUCCGGUUUCAUAAUACCACCUCCUCAAAUGGCGCCGUGCAAGCCUGAGCGCAAAGAGUGCAUAAAGCAGUUCCGAUCCAUUACAGACCAACAAUGGCCUGGUAUGAUGUACAAAAAGAUCUUGAACGACAUCGAGGCGAAGAAUACUUGCAGAAAAUUGGUGGCAGACAUCGACGGUAAUCGUGAAUACCUCCAAAGUCAAUUGGCUCUCAAAGGACCCAGUAUCAGGAAGAGAUGGGAGGAGUUGAAAGACAGCCAACGGGAGACGGUAAUGAAGAGAGUCGAUCCAAAAAUGUAUGAGAAUAAAUGGAUGGAACCUGUCUUGGGACACAAGUUCCGGUAUGCAAACCACAGCAUCGACUGUAGGAAGGAUUAUCGCAACAUCCACUUGCUUCCAUACAUCAAUCUGCAAGCAUUGAAGGAACACCCUUCCCCGCUUCUAGACUUGUUCCAACACCGAAGCAACUUCAGUCCUGCAGAACUUGCCUCAUUCGACAAUCGCAUGCUUGACUUCGGCUGGACUUCCGGUACUCUCGAUGUUUAUUUCAAUAGAAACAGUGUUACUAUGCUUGGUCCCCAAUUUGGAAAACUUGUUCCUUGGGACGAGAGUGCUGUACAUAGUUGGGAGACUGUUGGAUUUCCACGCGCUCACCUCAUACUGGCAGCGCAGCACCAGCUGCUAAGCUUUCUUCGGGGUAUGUUCGAUGCUCUCAUAUUCGACAUCGACAGGCUAUCCAUUAUUAGUCAGACUCGAUUUGCUCUUGCCCAGGAUCACUUGUCCCAGCUGCAAACCGAUCCAGCGUAUAUGCAGCGCUACACAAAGUUGAUUUUGGAGGCAAAGUAUGACAAAUGCGCAACAGACCCAUACAGCAUCUGUGCCAUGGACCUGGACUUCGAUUGUUGGAGUGCUAGACACUGGGGCUGGAUCGAUGAAGAAGUCUCGAAGCUCAAAAUGAUUCGGUCAAAAUUUGAAAGUCGGAUUACACCAGGCCACAGCUACAAUUUGCCCAAGCCAUAUGCAAACAGGCUCAGAGCCUUGGAAGCAUUGAUUAUCGAGCUGCUUGACACGCUGUCUCGACAUAUCCAAAUUACGCUACCUCACCGACCCGGAUUCCAACACUUGUGGGACUUCGAUUUUUCAGAUCCCACCAAGAUUGUGCAGCGCCUCAAAUGCAAAAGAACGGAUGUCGCCGUAGCUGAUGCAGAACAAUACUUCAAGGACCCCCUCAACUGGGUUAUUAGCUGCUUAGCAACCAAUCCAAAUUCUCCAGGAGUCCUCGAUCACUCUCGAUAUUUUGAAUUCCUUGAAAAACAUCUCGAAGACUGCUCGCCCAAAAAUUGUCCCGACCUGGCAGCCUUUAAUGAGAUGCAUGAUAUGCUCCGAUCACAUCGUCCUCGUGCAACGCAGAGCAAUAUCGCGGAAUUGGAAUUCAAAGCCAAAGGCCUCGAAUGGCGAUACAUGAGAAAAGGUUUGAUGAAGGAGGGAGUUGGUGACAAAUGGGGGCUCGUUCUCAGGGAGAGCUCAUUACAAGAGAUUGGUAUGGACUGGGGUUUGCUGGGAAGAUUAUUGGUACGGUUCAUGGAUCAGCCAUCCUUAUCGAAAGGUUCUCCGCUCCAGAAGCUUCGUAUUUUUUGGGACGAGCUUCGUUUACAACACACGGGAAAGUUGCGAAAGGCAGAUUUCAAGGCUGAUGAUAUCGAAUACGACAUGAGUCUGAUCAGCGCCGAUUUUCAUCCAUCUCACAUGGCAUUGGUCGAAGCCGAGAGGAAGAAGCACUUGACGAAAUCUGCUGCGACCAAAUCCACCACGGUCCAGCUGCAGAAGCCCAAAAAGAGUACGUUGGUGCAUGGACAAGGUAUGGUCGAGCCUGUCAAAGUCCCAUCAAUCACUACACAAUCUCGCUCCCAGAAGUCUGGAAAGGAAACUGCAACUUUCGAAAGCCAAACAGAAUGGGGGUCUACACCGAACGACAUCAAGCCAACCGGAGAUACCAAGGCCAAGGGAAAGACUCGUGGAAUUCCGUCUGCUAUCGCGGAUGACAUGGAUGCGCUCGGCCUUGAUGACACUCGGGAAUGCAGCGCUGUGAAAGUACUAGUGAAGAAGUCAGCGUACGAUAUACUCAUGCGCCUGUUUCCAAAUCAGAUCCAAGGCAACCAGUGCCCGCCUUGGACGUCUUUCGUCGACGCAAUGUCGAAAGUAAAAUUUACAUCGCGACAGAAUGGCGACUCUGCUGUCACUUUCCAGCCUACUAUUGGCUGUAAAUGGUACAGACAAGGUAGCAUAACCAUUCAUCGUCCACACCCACAGGCAACGAUCGAUCAUGUGAUGUUACUCUCUAUUGGAAAACGCACGAAGAAGUGGUUUGGUUGGAGCCGGGAAACUUUCGAGCUGGAGAAGUAA
Molecule: messenger RNA, 2460 nt
Organism: Mollisia scopiformis
Lineage: Eukaryota; Fungi; Ascomycota; Leotiomycetes; Helotiales; Mollisiaceae
Exons: 3
Coding region: 1-2460 (819 amino acids)
Source: RefSeq, a predicted model, not a curated record